Messenger RNA from Somion occarium, 4443 nucleotides. The record is from the annotation of a GenBank genome assembly. Lineage: Eukaryota; Fungi; Basidiomycota; Agaricomycetes; Polyporales; Cerrenaceae.
GGGGGCAGGCUUGGAGUCGGCUUGAGUGUUUGUUGCUAGCACCGUCCGUGUCUGUCUCUAGCCAGCGAGCUUGUUUUCGGUGAGAGCUGCUUCUGCGUCUGCAGUGUCUUCCACGGUCCUUUCGCUCGAGUCUCUCUUCCUCCCUGGGCUAUACCGGUGCUACGCUCGUUUCUCUGCAACGCUUACUCGACCUCUAGCCUGCUUUUGCCAACUCGCUUGUGGUGUUAUCGUUAGAUCUCCCAUCGCAGCGCUCCUCCGUCUCCGCAGUUUUUAUCACCAGUAGCCCUCCAUACGUUCCUCCAAAGCCCUUUCUCCCGACUGUGACGCACAGUCGGUUGCUCUACUAGAUGACGGGCAUUCCACCUUUGGGUCCAUCCGAGCCUUCCACCUCCCGUCGAACGUCAUUCACGACGUCACCGCGCCCUCCUCACCUCCCAAACCCGCUCUCGAAUGCGCUCGCUAACCUCUCCCUCGCAAACAUCAACAACAACAACAACCUCACCACCAACCCACUCAAUAAUAACCUGAACAAUCAUUCCCGUCCUGGAACCUCUACAAGCUCCCUCUCUCGCCCCGGAACGUCAGGACUUGGAUCAAGUCCUAUCCUUGCUAACCUUGUGAAUCAGCCGUUUGGAUCGAGGUCAGGAAGUGGAGGGAGUAGUGUAGCUGGAAGCGCGACGGGCGGUGGAAGUGCUGGUCUUGUGACGGGGCAAGGCCAAGGGACGAAUACGGGGACGCCGACGAAUGAUGAUAUCGAGGCGGUGAUCCAGAUGGCCACGAGUGCGAGGAGUGGGUCGAGUAACGCGACGAACCCUCCGAGAGAUACGAGGACGCAACUAUUUGUUGGGAACCUCCCCUACAGAGUGCGUUGGCAAGAUCUCAAAGACCUAUUCCGACGCGCAGGAACCGUCCUCCGAGCAGACGUCUCUCUCGGACCAGAUAAUCGAUCGAGAGGAUAUGGGACUGUAUUGCUCGCAACGGCAGAGGAUGCAGGACGGGCGGUGGAUAUGUUUAAUGGGUUCGAGUGGAUGACGAGAGUGUUGGAGGUGAGACCGGAUCGGAUGGGUGCGUUGGUUGCGGGAGAGGAGGGACCUGGUUCGUUGAAUGGCGCUGUUGCUGCUGGUAGCGCGGGUGUAGGUGCGGGUGCGAGUUCGGGUUCGGGAGGUGUGGGAGGGACUGGGACGGGGACUGGGACUGGGACACCGUUGAAUAAUGGGAUCGCGUUCGCUGCUUCCAACGUCAGCUCGCCGUUUCCGUCUGCUUCGGCUACGCCUUUCCCUGGUUCUGCUGGCACUUUGAAUCUCACUGCGUCUGCGGCUGCGGCUGCUUCGAGGCUCGCUGGGUUGGGGACGGGUGGGGCGACGUCGCCGUUUGCGUCUGAUUUUGGUGUGGGGGGAAGUGUUGGAGGUGAAGAAGAUGCGAAUUCGUUGGCGGGGAGGAGUUUAUUCGUUGGGAACUUGCCUUUUCACAUUCAAUGGCAAGACCUUAAGGAUCUCUUUCGGAUGAGCGGUGGUACGAUCUUACGUGCAGACGUCGCUCUGGGUCCGGAUGGUCGGUCGAGAGGGUUUGGGAUGGUAAGUUUUGCUACGGAGGUGGAUGCUGAAAGGGCGAGAGCCAUGUUCAACGGAUACGAGUAUAGCGGUCGGGUGCUGAAAGUGCAUUUUGAUAAGUAUGCUGGGUCUGGGAUCGGUCUCGGACCAUCCAUGCCUCCCAUUCCGAAUCUCUCGACGUCUUCUACCCCGGCACCGUCCUCGUCAUCGAUACCUUCUCCUCUAUCGUUAUCGACGCCUCAUUCGCCUUCUAACGCACACGCUGGGUACGCAAUUGGUAGUACCGCACAGCAAUCGGGCGUUUCGUUCGCCCAGCAGGUGAUGUUGUCGCAACAUGAGCAACAGCUUCAAUACCUUCACAGUCUGAGCCACAGUCAUGGUCAGGGCAGGGUGGAGUUGUCAAGGUACAAUUCGGACUCAUUGACUUAUAGGUAUGGACUAGGCGAGGACUCUUUGCAAGGUUCAUCAGCUGGAACAACUUCAUCCCCGACUUAUGCGCAAAACGCUGAGUACCUUCAGUACCUCCAGCAUCUUCAAUCUUACGGCUCUUCAUCUUCGUCUGCUGUUGGGACAUCGCAGUACUUACCGCCAACAGGCGCAUCGACAAGUACACAGAGGAAUUCGCCGUUGUACGCGACGCUUGAUCGUGUACGGGAGGAAGAAAAGUCCCCAUUCGAGUUUGGUGGGUUUGGGCCUGAUGGGACAAGGAUUAUCCCUGGCUCGCAAAGAGGUGGAUUCGGUUCUGCGGUUGGGGCUAGUGGAUUGUCGAGAGCGGUCGAAGCGGAGGUUAUGCAACCUGGGAGUGUCUUGGAUCUGAGUGGGAGGAAGGAACGGCAGGGUGACGUUAACGACAAUCGCGAGAAUAUGACGUCUGAAGAAGGUAUGCGCAAAACGAAAGGGAAGCAGACACAACUGUAUUCGAGUUCACCCGGGUCUUCUCAACAAGCUUCGUCUUCGGCUUCGCUGUCAGUUGAAUCGAAGAACCUUACUUCUCCAACUCAAUCGUAUUCUUCCGCUGCAACAACCAAUCAAGCAUCGUCACAUACAAAUACGACGCCUAAUCAUCAUCACCACCACCCCGCUCAUCCAGGUCCUAUAUCCCUCCCACCGCCACCGCCUAUCAAUACAUUCCCUGUCCCGCCACCUCACACGCUUUCGCCUUACCAUUAUCCCCCUCAUCCGAUGUCAUCACCUUAUAUGAGCCCGUUAUACCAUCCUGCUAUGAUGAACAUGGGUAUGCCGGGUCUGACGCCUCAUGGGCUCCCUCCUAUAACGCCUAGUAUGCCUAGUUUUACGUUCUUGCCUCAGCCUAAUCCUAUGGGUGGGAUGGUUCCCGCGUAUAUGCCUGCUUCGUCUACGUCUUUGGGUGGAGAUCAUCUUGAGAUGCCGACUUCUGAUGAGAGGAAAGGAGGGAAUGAGGGUGAUGGUGAGGGUGAGGGUGAGGGGGAGGGGGAGGGGAAUAAUGGGAAUGGGAGCGGGGGAGGAUCGAAUACUGCUUCGACGAUGACGGACUCGAGAGUACGUCCGCCGGCGUUACCCCAGAUACCUUCGCAUCACAAUCCGCACCAACAACAACCUCCUGGUUAUCCGUAUCAUCAUCAUCCUCAAGUAUUCUCGCCAUAUACGCCUUUCUCGCCUGGUCUCACUAUGUCGCCUGGGGCGUUUUGGGGGAGACCGGGGACGGGGACGGGGGCGAACCCGUAUAUUAACCCUGCUGUGGGUGCGCCUGUGCAUCCUCAACAACCUCACCCUCAUCCUAUGACUCCGCAUCAUCAUGUGCCGCCGUUUUAUGCUGCUAUGCGCCAGCCUCCUGUUAGCGAGGAGAUUGGGUAUUUCCCGCCUGUUCCUCCUAUGCAGUACACACAGUACAUGCAAGGUCAAGCGCAACAGCAGGAGCGGGAGCGGGAGCAGCAGGAGCAACAGCAACAGCAACAGCAAACGUAUAAUGGGGAAGAACCGCAGAGUUACUUCCCGUUCGUCCCUCCGAGCGCUGUACCUUCGAGACCUAGUGGACUGUCGCAGGAGAUCAGCGCUGGGUCGAGUCAUAGUGGUGAAGGUGGAAGUGGGAGUGCACGUGCAGGGAUCAGCGGAUCGAAUAGUGAUCCUAGUGUGCACGGUGCUCAGACUGAGAGUGUCGUGAGCAGUGGGACUAAUACUGGGACUGGGACGAACUCUGUGGCGUCUCCGACGAGACCUGGGAGUUCUAUGGGUACUUCGUGGACGGAUUCUCCUGAGCCUCCGAGUCAGGGUUUUGAAGCCCUUAUUGUGGGUGAUAGAUGUCACAAGGAGGACUUUCUCGCGGACUCCCCAGCUGGAGAGUUGAAGGGACCAUCGCAGGAGAGCACGGUCUCAUCGGGAGGACCCUCGUUAUCACGGGCGGAGUCUGAUCCGAUGGUAAGGCAGCCUGGGAUGGUUAUUUCACCGGUGGCGGAGGACUUGCAAGGAGAAGGUGAGAGGACACGGGAGUCGGGUGUAGAUGUACAGAGGUCGAGUUCGGAUCCGCAGACUUCGUGGAGUAGAGCUGUCUAGAUUUUACCGUGAGUUCUUACAUUCACCUCUCCGAUCUUCCAUGUCGAGUCAUUCGUCGGCUUGCCAGCUUGCUGGGUUUUGUUUGAUAGGUGCUCAUUACGACACACCAAAACCGUUGCCCGAAGUCUGAAGGAUUGCCCAUGUCGGAAGUACUUAUUACUUGGAUAUAAUGUCUAUUGCGUGCUUGCUCUCUUUUUUUUUCUUUCGUCGUUGCUUUCUGUUAUCUUGGUAUUCUAGCUGAAUAUACCCUCAAGCAUCUUCAUCUUUUGAAUACAAUAUCUUUUUCUGCUCUCUCUUUGAUUUCGACUAUGUGAUUGCUCAUCCGGAUCAGACCAUACGAUACGAUCUGCUGGUAAUGACCAUG